AUGGUGGGUUCCCGCCGUCCUUCCGGCUCGGCGCUGGCUGGGGGAGCCCGCCCUCCGGCGGGAGAGUGGACCCUUGUGCUGGACGUCCGCCGGGGUGAGCCCAGUCUCGGAGGCGAGGUGGCUCGGCGCGUUCGUGGUCUUGGCUGGCUUGAGAGCCUUGACCUGGAAGAGCCUGGCCGAGGAGGCCCGCGCCCCUGCCCGCGGUGGCGGCUUCGUUCGUCUUCCUCCGAAGGGCUGUCUGUGCCCGCCUUCUUUGUUGGCGGCUGGAGAUGUCAGCGUCGCCUGCUUCCCGCCUCUCCGAGCGGGCGUGCGCCCAGCAUCACCCACCGAGAGCAGUGCAGGAAGCCAGGGGACGGCAGCCAUGCUUCAGACAGCGUGGUCCCAGGAUUGAAACCAUUCUGUGGCUUGAGCCAGCCAGACUACAUCCCCCGGAGGAGCUACCGAAUGGGGGCGCUGCAGGACCCGAGCCUCCGGCCAGCAGUUCUGUCCUUUGCCAUCUCCCAAAUGUCACAUCUCAGGACCUGGAGGGCAGUGUGCGAAGCAGAGACGCCUGCCAUGCUCCAGAUCACCUGGCGCCCGGGCUGGAGCAAGAACCUCUUGUUUCAGGAGCCCGUGACCUUUGAGGAUGUGGCCGUGUACUUCACCCAGAAUGAAUGGGUCAGCCUGGAUCCUGUGCAGAGGGCCUUGUACAGGGAGGUGAUGCUGGAGAAUUAUGCAAAUGUGGCUUCCCUGGGCGGGGAGACCAGAACUGACAAGGAAGAAUCAAUGCCAAAAGAACACAUUUCCAAAGAAGCAGAGUCCCACGGACUGACAUUAGGAGAGCUGCCAGGGAAUGUUCCCCAGCACCUUGGCUUCAGGAGCCGCCUAGAACAGCACAGCCAUGGGAUGAUUAAGAGGACAAAGUCAAAGAGGAGAGAUUUCACAGAUGGGUCAACCAGGCAUCAGGAGGCCUGUGCUGUGGAGAGCGGGGAGAAGUGUGAGAAACUGGGAAAAUACAUUAGUGUUAGCACACAACUCACUACGAAUCAGACAGUUUCUAGCGGUCAGCUAUCUUAUAAGUGUGAAAAAUGUGACAGAUGCUUCAUUCGGAUGGCAGACUUCCACAGACAUCAGAGAUGUCACACUGGUGAAAAGUCUUUUGAAUGCAAAGAAUGCGGAAAAUACUUUGGAUAUAAUUCCUUACUUAUCCGGCAUCAGGUAAUCCACACUGGGAAGAAACCAUUUAAAUGCAAAGAAUGUGGGAAAGGUCUCAGUUCAGAUAUGGCCUUGAUUCAGCAUCAGAGAACCCACACUGGAGAAAAGCCCUAUGAGUGUCGGGAGUGUGGCAAGGCCUUCAGCUGCAGCUCCGUCUUCCUCCAGCAGCAGAGGUUCCACACUGGGGAGAAGCUCCAUGAGUGUGACGAAUGUUGGAAAACUUUCAGCUGUAGCUCAAGUUUCAUCGUCCAUCAGCGAAUGCACACUGGGGAGAAACCCUACGAAUGUAAGGAGUGUGGGAAACGAUUAAGCUCCAACACGGCCCUGACUCAGCAUCAGCGGAUCCACACUGGGGAGAAACCUUUUGAAUGUAAGGAGUGUGGGAAGGCCUUCAAUCAGAAAAUCACCCUGGUUCAGCAUGAGCGUGUCCACACUGGUGAGAAACCUUACGAGUGUAAGGUGUGUGGGAAAACCUUUAGCUGGUGUGGAAGUUUCAUCCUGCAUCAGAAACUCCACGUGCAGAAGACAUCUAUCCAAGAGUAGCACUCUCCACAGCUAAGCUCACAGUGCCUCUUCUUGUUUCUCCCCAUCUUCAUGCUUUUGAUCAAUGUCAUCACUGCCUUUUCUGAACUGUGCUAAUUCUAUUUAUUUAUUUAUUUAUUUAUUUAUUUAUGGCUG
Balaenoptera musculus (blue whale) is the source of this 1872-nucleotide messenger RNA. RefSeq names its product zinc finger protein 620 (gene ZNF620). Lineage: Eukaryota; Metazoa; Chordata; Mammalia; Artiodactyla; Balaenopteridae. The transcript has 6 exons. Gene Ontology annotation, biological process: negative regulation of transcription by RNA polymerase II; regulation of cytokine production; regulation of immune system process. The record is from RefSeq and is a predicted model, not a curated record. The coding region runs from base 1 to 1737 and encodes 578 amino acids.